GUUGCAUGGACCGAGUCGAAUCUGCCCUUUGAAAAUCGCUACGACUACUACUUGGACGCGAGCUUUUACCAACACAGGAUUCACUGGUUCUCCAUCUUCAAUUCUUUCAUGAUGGUCAUAUUCCUUGUCGUGUUGGUAUCUAUGAUCCUCCUGCGCACGCUUCGCAAGGACUAUGCUCGCUAUAAUCGAGAAGAUAACCUUGAAGAUCUGGAACGAGAGCUAGGAGACGAAUACGGAUGGAAGCAGGUGCACGGAGACGUGUUUCGUAGCCCCACAGGCACUCUCUACUUCGCCAGUCUCAUCGGCAAUGGAGUGCACAUCACAGUAGUUUCCCUCAUGGUUGCCCUGCUAGCUCUCAUCGGCAAAAUGUACACGGAGAGGGGCGGUGUCCUCUCUACCAUCAUCUUUGUUUAUGCGCUCUUCUCCCCUGUCAAUGGAUUCACUGGAGGGCGUACCUACUUGCAUUUGGGUGGUAAGAACUGGAUCCGCCAGCUCUUCGUGGGCAGCCUUUUGAUGCCCACUUUAGUAGUCAUCAUCGCUUUGGGGAUAAACACCUUAGCUCUUUUCUAUCAGACCUCCCGUGUUCUUCCGUUCAUCACCAUGCUUGCUGUAUUUGCAAUCAUCGUCUUUGUCAUUUUGCCACUGAACCUUGUGGGUACCGUGCUCGGUCGCAACAUUGGCAGGUCGGCGAGUACAGGAAUGGCCAAUCCGUGUCGAGUCAACUCUGUUCCCCGUCCUAUUCCUUCUUCCAAGUGGUUCACCAAGCCUUUGAUAAUCUCGUUCAUCGGCGGUGUACUGCCUUUCGGUUCAAUCUUUAUUGAAAUGUACUUUAUUUUCACAUCAUUCUGGGCCUACAAGGUGUACUACGUGUACGGUUUCACUCUCCUCGUCGUAUUUAUCCUCAUUGUUGUGACUGGCUGUUCCACCGUCGUGUGCACCUACUUCCUCCUCAAUGCCGAAGAUUACCGCUGGCAAUGGAUAAGUUUCUUCUCUGGCGCCUCUACUGCUGUCUACGUGUACAUCUAUUCCAUUUAUUACUUCCUUUUCAAAACAAAAAUGUUUGGACUAUUUCAGACUGCCUUUUACUUCAGUUAUAUGGCCUUCUUUUGCUUCUCCCUGGGUUGCAUGUGUGGCGCCAUUGGAUACCUCUCGGCAAAUCGGUUUGUGCGGACCAUCUACUCGACUGUCAAAAUUGAAUAG
Molecule: messenger RNA, 1200 nt
Organism: Hydatigera taeniaeformis
Lineage: Eukaryota; Metazoa; Platyhelminthes; Cestoda; Cyclophyllidea; Taeniidae
Source: the annotation of a GenBank genome assembly